This is a messenger RNA of Marasmius oreades (fairy-ring Marasmius), 2635 nucleotides long. RefSeq lists its product as uncharacterized. The record is from RefSeq and is a predicted model, not a curated record. The coding region runs from base 1 to 1947 and encodes 648 amino acids. NCBI's taxonomy places the organism in Eukaryota, Fungi, Basidiomycota, Agaricomycetes, Agaricales, Marasmiaceae. The transcript has 13 exons.
AUGCUCAAGUUUCUGUUGGUUGCCAAACUAUUUGGGCUCGUCGCUCUUGCCACCGGCUUACAAGUCUCUCUGAAUCCGAGCAGUGUUCCCUUUCGACCUGAUGACUGGACGACGUGGACAUUGACCAAUGGUCAAGCAGAAGUCUCCACGACGCUUUCAGGAGUAACCUUAACGCUGUCAGCGGCUCCAGGUACCACUCUCAAAGGCGCUCAGUACAAGGUAGUUCAUACAAAAUUCACGAACUUCCUUGGCGAACACAUGGUCGGUCAAGGCGUGUCCACGGAGGCGACGACUGGUUUAGCAUUGACGCUCGCCAUCCAGGGCCUCAGCGCCGGAAGUCAUACUCUUCUCUCAUGGCACAAUGCUUGGGACAACUUGAAGGCUGCCGCUGGUAUCGAUGUUGCUGUUGAAGGUACCAAAGUCGUUUCGAACAAGGCACAAACAAUCCGUGAGGAUAGUAUUUGGACUUCGGCCUCCACUUUCGUCGCAUUCAAUGUCACUUCGACCUCCCAAGUGAUCACUAUCACCUACAGUCCCGUCAGUUCCUCGUCUCUGACGGACAUUCGCGCCUUUUUGAACGGUUUCGAAAUUGAUCCCCCUGGUCCACUCACUUCACAAGCAUCUUUCCCGUACCCUGAGCACACCAACGAGCACGUUGAUGCGGAUUCUGGUUCGCUCAAAGCUUCAUGGGAAGGUGUCUCGGGUGCAGAAUACGACGUUUACUUUUCCAAUUCCGCCUCGAAUUUGACACGUGUCAGUCAAGGCCAAUCUGACACUUCCUACACAUUCACUGGGUUGAGCUCGCUGCAAACGUAUUUCUGGCGUGUCGAUGUUAUAUCUGGAUCUACCACGACGAAAGGUAGAACUUGGACGUUCCGGCCAAGGCAACUUGCUUUCCCUGGUGCCGAGGGAUAUGGGAAAUAUGCCCGGGGAGGUCGAGGCGGAAAGGUUGUCAAAGUGACAACCCUUGCGGAUUCUGGUACAGGUUCUCUUCGAUGGGCUUUGACAGAACAGGCGGGACCUCGAACCGUCGUGUUCGAUAUUGGAGGUGUGAUCCAGCUUAACUCACGUCUCACCAUCAGUGAUAGUCAAGUUACUCUCGCUGGGCAGACGGCCCCAGGCAAAGGUAUUGCCAUUACGAAUCAGCCUUUCGGCCUGAGUGGUGCUUCGGACACUAUCGUCCGACACGUCCGUGUCAGGCCAGGGAAAGCUUCUGGUGAUACAGUCGAUGGAAUGGGUAUGGCAGGAAGCAACCACUGCAUCAUUGAUAGAUGCAGCAUGGGAUGGUCGAUUGAUGAGUCAUUCUCCUCGCGUGGCGCUUUCAACAUCACCCUCCAGAGAUCGAUGAUUUCGGAACCGCUCAACGUUGCAGGUCAUAAGAACUAUCCCCCUGGUACCGCUCAUGGCUAUUCCGCAUCCAUCGGUGGUGAUAUUGGUAGCUUCCAUCACAAUCUCCUCGCCCACGCAGAGGGCAGGUCGUGGAGUAUGGCAGGAGGACUCGACGGAAGCAAUGUAUUCGCGGGACGUUUGGAUAUCAGAAACAACGUCGUGUAUAACUUUGGAGGCCGGACAACCGACGGCGGUGCGCACCAGGUCAAUUUCGUUUCCAAUUACUACAAGCCAGGCCCGGCCUCGACGCGAAAUUACGAUCUUCAAGCGACAUAUGAAGACAACUUCGGCGGAAACCAGACAUACUACUGCCUUGGCAAUGCUAUGGAGGGUAAAUUCGAUACGAACGCGGAACAAGUCGUUGACGGCAACGCCUCCAACCCAGUAGCCCCUUGCUGCUCGGUUGUUACUUUCAGUCCUGCUCCGGCUUACCAGAAGUUCUUUAACAACCAAUUCUUCGAACCAAUGGUUGACACCCAAACCGCAACCGAGAGUUACAAGGUGUGCUUUACUUUUACUUUGGUGUUAUCUCCCGCAUCUAUUGGACUUUUUAUAUAGCGCGUGCUAUCGGACUCAGGCGCACAAACUCCUUCCCUAGACGACCAUGACAAACGUAUCGUUUUUGAAACCCGAGACAACAAGCCCACAUACAAGGGUUCUGUCACCGGUACACCGGGCCUCAUUGACAGUGAACAAGAUGUGGGCGGUCUCGAAUCCUUCCCAACCACCACUCGCCCAAGUACCUGGGACACUGAUAAUGACGGUAUCGCGGACUGGUGGGAUGGAUCCAACGGUGGGAACGCCGGGUGGACAGCUCUUGACGGUUAUUUGAAUUUCAUGGGCGACCCGCAUUUCUUCGUUAAACCAAGCACAACGGUCACCUACGACCUGACGUAUUUCGCGUUUGGGUUCUCUGGUGCCACGUACUCUGUUUCCACUUCCAGGGGAAGCGUGAACGUGAGUGGUAAUAGUUUGAGUUACACUGCUACUGAAAACGCUGGGAUCGAUACUGUUACGGUGAAAAUAACGGAUAACGAGGGAAGCACUUGGACGAGGACGAUUGGAGUUGCCGUCUUCGCUGACGCUUGAGCUUGAACGUUGAACGUCGGCUAACGAGAUCUUAUCACACGCUCGACUUGUCCCACGGUAGCUGUUCUUCUAGGUAUACUUACUGUAUUGCACCUCUUGUCAUUUUCUUGGCCAUAAUUUUCAAUGUAAAACCAGGAUAACAUAGUAUUUCUUUUCA